AUGACUGUAUUUGACCUGUACCUGACUGGGAACAGCGUGACUCCCUUGCUGGUGGCAGCGACUGCCAACCAACCACACGUUGCUUGUGGCCUCAUCAGGCUGGGUGCUCACGUGAAUGCAGCCGACAACAAAGGCCAGACCGCCCUAUAUUUGGCAGCUACCUAUGGCUAUCAGGAGGUCAUUCUGAUGUAUGAUACUUCGAACUGUGAACUUGGCAAGAAGCAAAGAAUCCAGAUCUCAACAGAGUCAACAACAGCACUGGAUGUGAAAGGGUUUGACUUUGAGGCUCUAUGUCCCCCUGCUGCCAUUCUAAAUCCCAUGCAGGCCCAUGGAAACACUGCUCUGCAUAUGACUGCUGGCCUGAAUGUUGACGAUGGGCACCAGGAGGCCAUUAUCAGGCUGUUGUUAGCAAAUGGAGCGGAUCUAAGCCUCCUUAACUACUAUGACAAAGAUCAGCCCAUUCAUCUGCUCCCUCCUGGCCCUCAGAUUUGCAGCCUGCAGAUUGCUUUGAACCUCUCCACUUCACAAAACAGUCCUCCUUUCUCAGCCAACAGCAAGCUAUCCACGCCCUCUCACACUACUCAAAAGGUGAAGGCCAAGUCUCCACUCCAACUGUAG
This is a messenger RNA of Scleropages formosus (Asian bonytongue), 618 nucleotides long. RefSeq names its product NF-kappa-B inhibitor delta-like. Gene Ontology annotation, cellular component: nucleus. NCBI's taxonomy places the organism in Eukaryota, Metazoa, Chordata, Actinopteri, Osteoglossiformes, Osteoglossidae. Gene Ontology annotation, biological process: regulation of gene expression. The record is from RefSeq and is a predicted model, not a curated record. The coding region runs from base 1 to 618 and encodes 205 amino acids. The transcript has 7 exons. Gene Ontology annotation, molecular function: protein binding.